Messenger RNA from Dalotia coriaria, 899 nucleotides. Its product is annotated as trypsin-1-like. The transcript is spliced from 2 exons. The coding region runs from base 77 to 844 and encodes 255 amino acids. The record is from RefSeq and is a predicted model, not a curated record. Lineage: Eukaryota; Metazoa; Arthropoda; Insecta; Coleoptera; Staphylinidae. Gene Ontology annotation, molecular function: serine-type endopeptidase activity. Gene Ontology annotation, biological process: proteolysis.
UAUAACAUUGAUUUUUGUACGCUUAUCAAAGCAUAUAUAAACCUUUCGAUGCGCUGUGCCACACCACAUUGCAAACAUGUUCAAAACAAGUGCACUCGUUAUUUUGUUAGUUGGUGUUUGCCACGCCCAACCAACACGUAUCGUUGGUGGUGAAGAUGCCGACAUCAGGGAUAUCCCAUGGCAGGUAUCUUUACAAUACAGUGAUGGCUUCCACUUCUGCGGCGGGUCCAUCCUCAGCAGCAAAUGGGUCCUCACCGCUGGUCAUUGCAUGAACAGCGACCCAAACCCCUCAGAUAAACGCGUCGUUGUUGGCAUGACUAAAAAAUCCGAAGGUGGUGUUGUCCACACCAUCAAGCGUUCAAUCCAACAUCCCCAGUACAACACCGUGGUUUCCUACAGUCACGAUAUGACCCUUCUUGAAUUGAAUGACCCAAUUGAAUUCAACGAACGGGCUCAACCCGUGCGCCUGCCUACUGAUGACGAAACUCUUCCCGUUGGUAAGAUUGCUCUUAUUCAGGGAUGGGGCCGUCUUUGGCAAGAUGGUGACUCACCUGAUCAACUCCAAAAGACCACUUUGCCCAUCUGGGACCCGAAAGAUUGUGCUAAUGCCUGGGGUUUCCCUGAAAAUGUGUUUGUUGGACCUGAUGCGCCUUUGAUCUGCGCUGCAUGGGAAGGUGCAAUGCCCAACACCUGCAAUGGUGAUUCCGGUGGUCCACUUACCUACAAUGGUAUUCAGUAUGGUAUUGUGUCCUUUGGAAUGGGUUGCGUUAAUCCUGAUUAUCCUAAGGUGUUCACUCACGUGUACAACUUGAGGAACUUCAUUUAUGAUAAUACUGAUUUGUAAAUAUUGUAAAUUAGGUUAGGAUUCAAUAAUAAAACAACGCCAUUUUGUUUUUAAA